AUGGUUCAACCAAAAUUGUGGAAGAAAGUAAUUAUAAUAAACUUAAUUAAUUUCUAUGCUUUUUUACCAAUUGAUUAUACGCUGCAAGAACUGAUACCCAUUUUGGAUGAAGCAAAAAAAUUAUUUCUAUCAGAAUCAACUCUAUUGGAAGUUGAAGUGCCAUGUGUUGUGAUUGGUGAUAUCCAUGGACAGUACGAAGAUUUACAUCGAAUUUUUUCGGUUCUUGGUAUAGGUCGGAAAAGUGGAGCCGUGAAACGACGUUUUGUAUUUCUUGGUGAUUAUGUUGAUCGUGGGAUGAAUUCAUUGGAAACAAUUUGUUGUCUCCUGGCACACAAAUUAAUGUUUCCAAAAAUGUUCAACAUGUUGCGCGGAAAUCACGAAUCAUCAGAAAUAAAUCAUAUAUAUGGCUUUCAAAUGGAGCUUGAGCGGAAAUUUCCAGCAAAUAAUGAGGGAUUUAGGCUAUGGAAUGCAUUUAAUGAACUAUUUGCUUGCUUACCACUUGCAGCAAUAAUUCAAAAUAAAAUAUUUUGUGCUCAUGGAGGUAUCGGACCGGAAUUGAAAUGUUUGAAUGAUAUUAGAAAGAUCAAACGUCCAAUUUCUGAUCCAACAGAAUCACCCUUAGCAUGUAGUUUGUUAUGGUCUGACCCUAUGCUUGAUUUGAAAGGUUUCAUUAGAAAUUCAAUUCGUGGAGCUGGUUAUUUCUUUGGUGAAGAUACUGUAAUUGCCUGCUGUGAACAAUUAAAUAUCGAUCUUAUUGUCCGGGCACAUCAGGUGAUAAUGAAUGGCUACGGUUUUUUUUGUAAACGAAGAUUAGUUUCGCUUUUUUCGGCACCGCGUUAUCUCUUAUCAAAGGCAGGGAUUGGCUUUAUAUUACUUUGCCCGGUAACACCUGAAACACAAGGAGAAGAACAUUUCCGAAAUUUUUUCACAAAAAACAAUGACAGUUCAUCGUUUGCUUCACGGAACGCUGCAGCAGAAGGUUUUAUAUGCGAAUCUAUUGAUAGCUUCCGGGGCAACGUGAAUUGA
Molecule: messenger RNA, 1026 nt
Organism: Cercopithifilaria johnstoni
Lineage: Eukaryota; Metazoa; Nematoda; Chromadorea; Rhabditida; Onchocercidae
Source: the annotation of a GenBank genome assembly